AGCCAAGAAGGUCCUGCAAGUCCCGCGCUAGUGAGCUCAGAGGUCAGGACCGCUAGGACCUCCCACAUGCGGCCUGAUGGCAGCGCAACCCCUGUUCCGGAUGAUCCGCCGGCUCCUGAGGUCCAGCGUCAGAGGCUGUAGCUCUGGGGCGCCAGUGACGCAGCCCAGCCCCAGGGAGCCCUCGCGACCCGCCACAGAGGGCUCCGUUUUGGGAGAGCCACAGUGGAAGGCAGCUCUACUCGUGUGUCAAGCGCAAGAGAAUAGUGAACUGGAAGUGGGAGCUGUGUGUUGAGCAGCUUUCAGGUUGCACAGUGACCCGGCAUCUCGACUGCAGUGGCCUAGAUGUCUUCCCUAGAGCGCACAGACCAGCCCAGGAGCUGUCCAGGCAGCGGUGGCAGUUCCUGCGCGAGCACACAGCCCCCUUCUCCGCCUUCCUCACGGAUAGCUUCGGCCGGCAGCACAGCUACCUCCGGAUCUCACUCACUGAGAAGUGCAACCUCAGAUGUGAGUGGCUUGUCCUGGGCUGCCCCGGGCUACCGGCUUUCUGUUGACUCAGGCCAGUACUGCAUGCCUGAGGAGGGCGUCCCCUUGACCCCCAAGGCUGACCUGCUGACCACAGAGGAGAUCCUGACUCUGGCCCGGCUCUUUGUCAAAGAAGGUGUUGACAAGAUCCGGCUCACCGGGGGAGAGCCGCUCAUCCGGCGGGAUGUGGUGGACAUCGUGGCCCAGCUCCACCAACUGGAAGGGCUGAAGACCAUCGGAGUCACCACCAAUGGCAUCAACCUGGCCCGGCUGCUGCCCUCGCUGCAGAAGGCGGGGCUCGGGGCCAUCAACAUCAGCCUGGACACCCUGGUGCCUGCCAAAUACGAGUUCAUCGUCCGCAGGAAAGGCUUCCACAAGGUCAUGGAGGGCAUCCACAAGGCCAUCGAGUUGGGCUACGACCCCGUCAAGGUGAACUGCGUGGUAAUGCGAGGCCUGAACGAGGACGAGCUCCUGGACUUUGUGGCCCUGACCAAGGACCUCCCCCUAGACGUGCGCUUCAUAGAGUACAUGCCCUUCGAUGGCAAUAAAUGGAACUUCAAGAAGAUGGUCAGCUACAAGGAGAUGCUGGACACCAUCCGGCAGCAGUGGCCAGCGCUGGAGAAGCUGCCCGAGGAGGACUUGAGCACUGCCAAGGCCUUUAGAAUCCCCGGCUUCCAAGGCCAGAUCAGCUUCAUCACAUCCAUGUCAGAGCAUUUCUGUGGGACGUGCAACCGGCUGCGAAUCACUGCUGAUGGGAACCUCAAGGUCUGCCUCUUCGGGAACUCGGAGGUCUCACUGCGGGACCACCUGCGGGCCGGCGCCUCGGAGGAGGAGCUGCUGACCAUCAUCGGGGCCGCCGUGGGCAGGAAGAAGCGGCAGCAUGCAGGCAUGUUCAAUAUUGCCCAGAUGAAGAACCGGCCCAUGAUCCUCAUCGGGUUAUUUUUGACGUGCCAAGAUUCCCCACCAGCCAGUCCAGUCACUUCUUCCUGGAGACCUGUCCCUGCUCAGGACCAGAGGCCCAGGCUGCUUCUCUCUCGCCUGAUGGCAACUUGGUGGAAAACCAAGACGCCACAGGUGCCACCUCUGGCCUGGCAAUGGCUGGGGGCUGGAUCCCCUCUGAGACUUUACAGCUCCCAGGCAGACUCGGACACCACCUCAAUGUGCCUUAGCCCAGGGACCCGGGCUCAUGCCACCACCUCAGGACCCUGGGCAGCCUCAGAUCAGCUCACGCACGUGGACUCAGAAGGACGGGCAGCUAUGGUCGAUGUGGGUAGGAAACCAGACACGGAUCGGGAAGCCGUGGCCUCUGGUGUGGUCCUUCUGGGACCUGUGGCCUUCGAGCUUGUCCAGCAGAACCAGCUAAAGAAGGGAGAUGCCCUGGGGGUGGCCCAGCUAGCUGGAGUCCAGGCAGCCAAGCUGACCAGCCAGCUGAUUCCUCUGUGCCACCAUGUGGCACUGAGCCACAUCCAGGUGCAGCUGAGGCUGGACCCCGAGCGCCACGCCGUGGUGAUCCAGGCAUCCUGCCGGGCUCGGGGCCCCACUGGGGUGGAGAUGGAGGCGCUGACCUCCGCUGCUGUGACAGCCCUCACCUUGUAUGACAUGUGCAAGGCGGUCAGCAGGGACAUCGAGAUAGGCGAGAUCAAGCUCAUCAGCAAGACCGGAGGCCAGCGGGGGGACUUCCGCCGGGCUUAGCCUCCCACAGCUCCUGUGCACAUAAUCUGGGUCAAGAGAAGGAUGUCCAGUCCCUGAGACCUGUUACUGAAGCAGAAGCCAGAGUCAGGCUCCCUUGUGGCUGGAUGGUGUAUAAUAACAUGCCAGGUCCGCUUUGUACACAGGGGACUGCAGCAGGCCUGGGAGCCUUCUAGGACUCUUUGUUAAUGGAGAGUUUGCCAAGUGCACCACUGGAUACCCAGCACAUCCUGUCCUGGCACUUAGGUGCCCAGCCCGUGACUGACCGAGUUUUCACGUCCCCUUUCUAUGGGGAGAGGAUAAGGGCUCAUUCCACUGCGGAACCAACUUUGAGAAAGGAAACGCACACGCUUGCACCAAGAAUGUUUCACAACUUCUCAGCAAUAGCUUUGCCUCCGCAAAUCUGAAGUCACAGCCCCUCGGUCUCUACCGUCCCUCCUUCAGAAGCCACCUGUCCCAUCCUUUUGCCCAAGCCUGGGCCCCAGCCAGCCUGCAGGCAUCGGGCUCCUCUUAGCAGGGCCCAGGUGUGGGCUCAGCCCUGAGGGAUCCUGGCUGACCACUUGCCUCGCCCCCACCCUCUUUACCCUGGAACAGCAGGGAGAGGAGAGAGCUGGAGGUCACCUUCGCGCUGUCAGCACCCAAAUAAAGCCACGCUGCCAACUUCA
This is a messenger RNA of Cavia porcellus (domestic guinea pig), 2876 nucleotides long. It is a transcript of the gene Mocs1, whose product is annotated as molybdenum cofactor synthesis 1. Gene Ontology annotation, molecular function: metal ion binding; GTP 3',8'-cyclase activity; 4 iron, 4 sulfur cluster binding. The transcript has 12 exons. Gene Ontology annotation, biological process: Mo-molybdopterin cofactor biosynthetic process. The record is from RefSeq and is a predicted model, not a curated record. The coding region runs from base 343 to 2214 and encodes 623 amino acids. NCBI's taxonomy places the organism in Eukaryota, Metazoa, Chordata, Mammalia, Rodentia, Caviidae.